Diabrotica virgifera virgifera (western corn rootworm) is the source of this 10952-nucleotide messenger RNA. RefSeq names its product protein TANC2. Bases 710 to 5023 code for a protein of 1437 amino acids. The record is from RefSeq and is a predicted model, not a curated record. NCBI's taxonomy places the organism in Eukaryota, Metazoa, Arthropoda, Insecta, Coleoptera, Chrysomelidae. The transcript is spliced from 15 exons. Gene Ontology annotation, molecular function: protein binding.
CAACCGCUCAAUGCGACCUGCAAAAUCCUCGAGUUGCAAGUUCUCACUCUUCACUCAGUCAGUUCACUUAAUAUAUUCAACCUGUGAGUGUCAUAGAGUGACUUAAGUGGUAUAGCGUAUGGUGACAAAAGCGGUUAAAAAGUUGAGGAAACAGACAAUCUUUAACAUAGUUUUUAUAGACGUAAUUAAGGCUAGAAUAGUUUAUAUUUAUGUGAAAAAAUAAACGGAAAAUACUUAAGUAUUUCGAAUUUAAAUGACGGUUACGAAGGGACCAUAAAUCCGAAAAGGGAAGUAUUUAAAGUGACAAUUAGUGCAAAUUUGGAUUUGUUUGUUUUGACUACAACAACCGUGAAGUGUGAUAUAACUUUCAAAACGGAGCUCUGAUAGACCUGCAUUGAUGUCUGAGUGAAAAAGCAAGAAAAGUGUUUUCGCAAAACUGGAUUUUAAUUGGAACAGUAAGUAAAACCAGAAAUCCCACGGUGCGGCGUCCCGUCUUUAUCUCAGAAGUCGCACAAAAGAAAGGAAAUAUCAUCUAGUUAAAUUGAAAAGAGGAAAUUAACUAUAAGUGCCAUAAAGUAGGUAGAACCAUAUAUCAGAGCCGGUGUGUGCGUUGAAUAAGUUCAGUGGCCUUAAGGCUACCUACGAGUGCAACAACAUCAAUAUGUAAGCGAGAAAUAAGAAAGAGACUAUAUGCAGUACACUCGGAGAUAUGUCAACCGCUCAGAAACUUGGUAAUGGAGUUAGUCUUUCUGAAUUAGAUUUGGCAGCCAUCAGACGGCUCCUAGAUGCUGAACAUUCCUCGUCUGGCACAUGCCCAAGUUGCGAGAUGCCUUUUGACAAAGGCAAAAAAAGAAGACUCAUAGACAAUUGCGGACACGAGAGAUGCUAUUCUUGUAUGUUCACCAACGAGUCUUGCCCUCUCUGUGUAGGAAACGGAAUCACGACAGAAAUAGAUGGAACCCUUAAACCAAAUUUAGGCUGUAGCAAAUUAAGAGGAUCAGAAAUUAGCCUCCGUGGAGAAAUGCCACAAGCGCAGCAAGUGCAACCUAGAACCAAAGUCAAAACUAACGGCUACUUUAACUUACUCUCACAAAGUCGCACUGAUCUGUUGACAUCCAGUGUAGAAGUAGGCCAUCCAGAAAAGCUGCCAAAGACUCGUCCCUCGAAUUUGCGUCACCGAGCUCCCGAACAAAAUAUUAUGACUCAAAGCUGCCCCACUCCUCCUCAAGCCAGAAAGAAAUUCUAUCUCGGAGCGAAAGGAUUAAAAAGUCCAUUGUUGAGUAGGGGUGUUAGGCAAGAACCAGCUCUAUCAGCUGCCAUGACAUCUUCAACAACAUCUACCGAGAGCAAACACUGGCCAAGUGUUAUUUUAGGAAAAAUCAGAUCACUUUGGCACGCCGGUUCCAAGAGUGCGAAUACAGGCCUUAAUCAACUUUCAAGAGACGAUGAAAGCGUUCAACCUAAACCCGCCAUCAAGAAAACCUCCGAAAACGAUCUCUAUAUGCGUCUUGGUCUCCUUCUCGGUGAUUCUGCCAAACGAUCGAAGAAGCAGCAGGAAAUAAACCAUGAAUCCUGCUCAUCGUUGGCUAGUUACGAGGCUUCGACGAUGUUAUCAACAAAUACUAGCCCUGUCUCCACAUUAACCGGGAGUUCAGAAGACCAGCACCGGACUAAUCCUAGUUCAGAUAGUGUCGCAUCGUUGAUGUCACUCUCAAUGUCCGGACAGAGUAGCAAUUCCAGUCCCCUGAGUAGGAGACACAGUGUUACCACUCAGCAACAAAACCACGCAGAAAGUAUAAGGUAUAGAAGACCUGGCGCUAGAAUAACAAAAGCCGAAAUGGUCAAAGCCUCGGCAGAUCCGAGGAUACGAAUUAGGCAAUACGGUGCACCUCAACUAACUUUUAAGCCCUUAUUUUUCGAAGUACCUCUUCAAGAACCCAAUCCUCUCUUCAUCGGCAGACAUUGGUUGAUUAAAGAAAUAGAAGAUGUUAUUAAUUCUUCCAGUCCCGGUGUUCUGCUGACAGGUAAUCCAGGUAGUGGAAAGACUGCCCUCAUCCUACAACUAGUUGAAUAUAGCUGUUUUGGUCGCAGAAAAGAAUCACACUAUCAGUCUAUCCAAUCUCCUGAAAGAUCUCGUAGUCCCCAAAGUAUCUACUUCCAAAUCGACUUAAUUUCGGAAAAGAUUAAAGAGCUUUCCAGCAGUGUUGUAGCCUAUCACUUCUGCCAAGCUGAUAACAACUACACUUGCUCUGUACCUGACUUCAUUCAUUCUUUAGCAGCUCAGUUAUGUCAAGCUCCUCAACUAGUAGCAUAUCGUGACCAUCUGGUGAAUGAGUCUGAUCUGCAAAGUACACUAGCACUGAAGGAGUGCAUCGCCAACCCCGACAUAGCAUUUACUAGAGGCAUUUUAGAACCUUUGGCCUGUUUAAAGAGAUUGGGAAAGAUAGACAACUUCAACUACGUGAUACUUAUUGACGCAUUGUGUGAAGCAGAGUACCAUAGACCCGACCAUGGUGAUACUAUAACGACAUUCCUCUUAAAACAUAUCUCAAGCUUUCCUUCUUGGUUGAAAGUUAUAACUACUGUUAGAAGCCAACUAGAAGAAGUUACAAAACAACUCCCUUUUACUAGGAUCUCCUUAGAUAAUGUACAGUCUAACGAUAGUAUUCAAAAAGAUUUGGUUGGCUAUAUAAAUUUUAGAGUACAGAAUAACCAAGCCAUACAAAGUAAUAUAACACUAGCUACUAAUGGUAAACCAGAAAGUUCCUCGUUUUCUCAAAAUAAAUUUGCCCAUCAUUUGCUCAAUGCUAGUCAAGGUUCCUUUUUAUUUGUAAAACUAACCUUAGAUUUACUAGAAAAAGGUCAAUUAGUUGUUAAAUCUUCCGGUUACAAAGUUCUUCCAGUAAACCUAGCUGAAAUCUACCUCUUACAUUUUAACUUAAGAUUUCCUACAAUACGAUCUUUCGAAAAGGUCACCCAUAUUCUCAGUGUCUGCCUUGCAGCUCUCUAUCCUUUAACCAUUCUCGAAAUCUACUAUUCGGUUAAUGCUUUAUUAGUCGACAACUUCUUGCCUUGGAGUGAGUUUCUACAGAGAUUUAAACUUCUCUCUGGUUUUUUGGUAAAAAGGCUGGAUAACACCUACAUGUUUUUCCACUCAUCGUUCAGAGAAUGGUUGAUUAGAAGGGAUGAAAAUGAUGCCAUGAAAUUCCUUUGCGACCUUAGAACCGGACAUGCUGGAAUCUCAUUCAGAUUAUCUCGAGUACAAGCGCCUUUAGAUCCAGAAAAAACUUUAGAACUUGGUCACCAUAUUCUCAAAGCACACGUCUACAGAAAUAUGUCUUUCCCGAAUCUCACGUCACGAGAUUUACAAGCCAAAUGGGUAGCAGAGAGUUCAGAAAAUGUAUCUGAAGCAGUAUGCCAUUUAAGAAAUAUGUAUUGUCCUAAUGUUAAAGUAUCCAGAUUAAUGCUCUUGGCUGGAGCUUCGCCAAACUAUAUCACUGAUCUCCUGGGUAAUGCACCCGUGCUCUGUGUAUAUGCUAAUGAAGGUAUUCUUCCCAUGGUGUCAUUACUUCUGGAAUUCGGUGCUGAUGUUGAGCUUACAAACAGCCAAGGUUGCACAGCUCUUUCCCUGUCGUCAGCUAGAGGUCACUGUGACGUAGUACGUCAACUAAUAGCAGCUGGUGCCUCACCUGGACACGCUGACACAGGAGGAUACUGUCCUUUAGUCCACGCGGCCAGAAAUGGUUUUCUCAAUGUAGUUGGUUAUCUCCUGGCAUGUGAUUGGAUAACAAAAAAUGAAGAAGAUGUACACAUAGCAGUGGCUGCUCAACAGGCUUUGAUAGCUGCAGCCGGACAAGGACAUAGUGAAAUUGUGGAAUAUUUGUUGGACAUGGCAGAAGUGAACAUUGAUCUGCCUGAUUCGAUAACUGGUGAAACUGCUUUAACUAUUUGUGCUUCAAAUGGUUGUCAUGGAGUUUGCUCCGUUUUGAUCAAUAGAGGGGCAAACAUUUGCGUCACGAAUAAGAAGGAUCUGGCACCACUGUUCUUGGCUGUCAAGGAAGGUCAUUGGGCUGUGGCUGAAAGACUGAUCCAGAAUCAUGCUGCUAUUGAACAAUGUGAUUCUACUGGAAAAUCUCCUUUGAUGAUUGCUUCGUCGGAAGGACAUUUAGGAAUUAUCGAACUUUUACUUGACAGAGGUGCUGAUAUAAAUAAAGAGGAUAAAGAAGGCCUGGCACCCCUAGCUUGGGCUUGUUUAAGAGGAAAACUACAAGUAGCUCAGUGUCUCUUGGAACGAGGUGCAGCGAUUAAUAAUCCUGAUAAGUCUGGUCGAAUUCCGUUAGAUCUAGCUGCGUUUCAUGGAAAUCAAGCUCUAGUGCAGUUUUUAAUUGAUCGCGGAGCCACGAUUGAACAUGUUGACAUUAGCGGAAUGAGGCCAUUAGAUCGAGCUAUUGGCUGUAGAAAUGUUCAAGUUAUUCACUGUUUUCUGAAGAAGGGUGCAAAAUUGGGACCUGCAACGUGGAGUAUGGCACAUGGAAAACCAGACAUAAUGUUGAUACUUUUAAACAAGUUGCUCGAAGAUGGUAAUAUUCUAUACCGCAAGAGCAGGCUAAAGGAAGCAGCUCAUCGAUACCAAUAUGCCUUAAAGAAGUUCCCAACUGAAGACCAAGAUGAACAUAAUAAAACCUUCAAACAACUUAAGAUAAACUUUUUGUUAAACUUCUCUAGAUGCAAAAGGAAAUUAGGGGAAUCUCAAGAAGCCAUUGAAUUGGCAAAUCUCGUUAUAGAAUUAAAACCAGAAUCUUACGAAGCAUACUACGCCAGAGCGAAAGCUAAAUUGGAUCAAAACAAAUACGAAAGUGCCUUACAUGACGUGAAAGAAGCUCAAAGAAGAGCUCCGCCCCAAGGGAGCGAAAUAAAAAUUUUGAAUUACUUGUUGGAGGAUAUUACUACAAGGAUGUCCUCCAGUAGAAGCUUGUCGAAUAGAAGAAAUGUCGCUAUAUCUGUAGAUACUUUACACGAAUAGAAAUGUUAUCUUUUUAAGAUAUUUUACAAAAAAUAGAUAUGCCUUUUAGAUACCCACGGGGAUUGCAAACUAAAAGAAUUUAAUGGUAUAAAAGACUAAACUGCACUGUUUGAGCUUCGUGUAAUUUAUUUUCCCAGAAAGAUGUUUCCCGUGUUUUACCAGGACCUUCUUUAUAUAGUAAUGUCAUCUCACUUAAUUGAAGUGGUCACAGUUCUUUCAGUUGUGAUUUCUAUUUUUGUCUUCUAUGACUCUGUAAUGAUAAUAGUUUUUUUUUUAUUUAAAUUUAAAAGUAAGAAUACAUUGUAAGAUUACAUUGUCCGAUAUCAGUAUUGCUAAGAAAUAGUACUUGAUAUAAACAAUGCUUCAACUGAUCGUUCAGUAAAAUUUACACAAAGGAAGUAUUCCAAAAGUGUAUAUUUUGACUGCAAAAUUUGCGAGUAUGUUUUAAAAUCUGGGUGCUUUUCUCCUUCUUCUUCUAAGAUGACGUGACUCGUUAGUCUCUUGCACUUUGUCACAAGCCCUUUGUACCAUACUCUGUUUUUUCCUUAAACUCUAAUACGUUCUGUGGCCUCAACGAAGGCCAAAAGUUUUCUCAUUGAUAGUUUUAGGAUCUCUUCUGGUUCAAACCUCAGGUGACCAGUAAAUUUCUGCCUUACAUCACUUAGCACACUGCAAUGGCAUAGUAUGCGUAUGACAGCCUUUCUUCCAUUUCGCACUUUCUGCACCAUGGUUUAUUCACUUACCUAGUUUUUGCAGGUGGUUUCUUAAACGAAAUGUCCAGUCAUUUCAGUGACCGUUUUGAUCUCUCGUUUAUUGAGGUUCAGCAUGCUGUUCGAGAGUUUUUUAUCAAUAUUCUUAUCAAUAUUAUUUAUGAAGUUAUACUUCUUUAGGCGCGUUGGGAGUAAAUUUAUAUGUGCUCGAAUUCAUCGAAAGUCUUGGUCCUGAGCGCAGCUCAAACGUUCUACGGGCUCUGAUUGGGUAAUUACAAUGACCUAUCAACAAGUGUUCAAUAUGUCGGUUAUGGAUAAAUGUUGUGUAUAUUAGUUUUUAUUGUUGUGAGGACAGAUAAAAAAGUAAGUUUAUAAUUGUAGUGACUUUUUAAAUAUUUUUUAAAAGCAACAGGUACGUAAUUAUUGUAAAUGUUUCAGUAUUGUAAUAAAAAAUUACAUAGGUACCUGUUUGGAAACUGUAUGUGCCUAUCUAGUAGGUAAUGCUUUGAUUUAUAUAAAAUGAUUACCAACAAAAUUUCUACCAAUCUUCAUCUAAUAUAUUGUUUUCUUACUCUAUGUUUUGUUGUAUUUUAAUAUUUUAAUUCCACAAAAAUCAAACUAAUUUGAUUAAUUUCAGAACUGUCAAACAGUAAAACGUUCAGUCAGCUUAUCUUCGCACAUGAUAGGUACGUGUAAGUGGCUAAAUGAGUGGAGUCUUCGACUUCAAUUCCUAAGCUCCCGAAUAAACGCGGGUUCGAAUCCCAAUGCAAGUUUUUAUUUUUUUAUACAUUUUAUGAUUGUAAGUAUAUUUGUUAUAUACUUUUUUUUCAGAAAAUGCGUAUUUAGUUAAAAUUUUUGCCAACAAUCAUUGUUCAGAAAUCAUUUCUUUGUGACAUUUUUUCAAUAUGUUUGUGUGUGUUUUAUUCUUUUAUUUUUAAUUUUUUUAAUUUUUGGUAUUGUUUUAAUAAAAAUUUUUGGAAAGUAGUAAGUAUUAAAAUUAGUUUAAUAUUUAAAUAAAAUAUAAAUAAACUGUUUAAAGCACAUAUUAAUUUCGUUGGAAUCAUAUAAUAGAAGUAUAACUUCUUACGUGUGUACAAAGUACACAGACAUUCUUUUUUUUUAGUCUGGAUUUGCCCUUGAGUGGUUCUCCAUUUCUUUUGAUGAUUCCUUAUCAGCCAUUUCUGAAUCUCGUUUUUCGUAGCAUCUUUAGUGAUGCCACAAAAAGGUUCUGGGCCUACAAAGGUUUUUCUCGAGUCUUGUUUUGCCAACAUAUCUGCUCGUUUGUUCCCAUGCGCCCCUUCAUGACCCAGCACCCAUAUUAAAGACACUUUAUUGUCUUUUGCCAGGUUGUUGAGGAGAUCUUUGCAGUUUCAUCUGGAUGUAUUUCACAUCUGUGUGUUUAAACAUCCGGGUGUUUUAACAUCCGGGACUUUGGUUCGUAUUUAAACUUUGUACAAUCUGAGCUAUCCAACUGGCUCAACCAGUCACAAUAUAUAUGUACCACUUUUUUCUCCGAUUUUAAACACGGUUGUUGUUUUGUUAGAAAUUUAACAAAAUAUUUAUUAUGAUCGAGUUUAAAAUAUUGUUAAUCUAUGAUAUAUGGAAAUAUUUCCCUGUAGGUAUCUAAAAGAAAAAGGUAUGUUAUCUCUUAGAAAAAGUUCUGUGUUCUUGUUUUAGACUGUGUGGAAAAGAAAGACUUAAAAGCUUAAAUUAAAUUAUUGUUAAUAUUUUCAUAAUUCGCCUUAGCAGGUUUUGUAAAUAGAAACCAUAGAAUAAUUUAUUUUGUAAUAAUCAUAUUGUUUGUUGUGAAAUUUCAAGUCAUCCCAUUAGUAUUUUAUUAUUUUCCAUUCCAUGUUUAUUAAUUUAUUAAAUUUUUUACUCGCAAUGUACAGUUCUAAAUAAAUUUUCAUGAAAAAUAUGUUCAAACAAUAUGUUUUGCGUAUUUUAACACAAAAGUAGAGAUUCCAUGAAUGUAUUUGAUUUGUUUUAAUGUUUGAUUGUUAAAAAAUUAUGUUUACACAAAUUUGAGAGGCUUUGCAAUCACAAUUCGAGCAAAUUUAAAGCUUUCAUAUAAACUAGAGUAUUUAAUUUCAUUAUUGAAUUAUUCUCUUUGUUCAUUAUAGCCCAGUCAGUGAAGUAUAUUUUAUAACAAAAUAUCAUUAUCUACGAUCGAUAUCGAUUUCAAUUCAUCCGUAGCUUAGCGGCUAGAAUACUAGCUUUCUAAGCCAAUAUCGCAAGGGUUCGAUUUUUGGCAGCAACAAUAUUUUCAUUUCUAAAAAUGAUACCAGCCGUCACCGUGUUUCGGGGGGCACGUAAAGCCAUCGGUCACAUUUUUCUAAAUUCUUCUAUUUCUUCAGUCUUAUGUAAAUGUUCAACAUUUCAUACUGUUACCGUAAAAUUUGCAACGAUUUUCUACAUCGGUUAUCUUUUUUGUAUCGCAAAUAUCUGACAGUUAAUAUUAAUUUUAACAUCCUCUCAAAUCAUAUGAAAAUAUUAGCAUCCUAGUAUUAGGAUUCAAAAUUCUGGUUCUUAAAAGAAAAUAUUGUGGAUUGCAGAACAUCAAAAUCUUUGGGUUAAAUCCAUUUUUACCAGUGUGUUCAUGUUUGCUUACCUUUCUGUUGAAUGAAUCAGUCGUCAGCAUGUAUAAGAUUGGUCUGGUUUUUAUAAAAAAAAUUGUUUUAGAUGUCACCGAUAAACAAAUUUGGAAAUUGAUUUGGACAGGACUAUACACGAACAAACAGGAAUAAAAUAUAUAAUCUUUUGUGUUAAAAUACAUUUUGCAAUAGGUUAUAUGUUUGUGAAUGUGAUUUAUUUAAUAAUGGAUUUAUAUCAUACAUUUAAUUUAUUAUGAAUUUCUUUUUGGCAAUUUUUUCUAUCAAAAAAUGUCAAGACUUAUCUUCUCUAUUCUUGUAUUUUAAAUGAUACAUGUUUAUAUGUGUCUUAAAACUUGGUACAUAGCUUCUUAUUGGAAGCUAGAGGUACCAAAUCUGCAGAUAACACAGGAUAGAAGCCUGUUAGACAGUUCCUUUAAGAAAUAAACAAACGAUAUGUCAAAUUGAUGCCAAAGAUAUCGUCGAAUUUCUCGAGAUCCAUAGACGUCUAAAUUGUUAGUAUUCUGUAGGUUGACAUCACUUGGUUUAUACUUAAGAGGAAACAGUAGCGAUCAACAUGUAGCAAAAACGCGUUCCAAGAUUGCGGCUGUAAUUUUGAAUAUUUUUCGAGAUAUUUGGCAUACGUAUUCUUAAUAUAAUAAAGAAUAGCGGUACAAAGCCCAAUUUGAAAAUAUAUUAAUAUGUGGAAAUUACUCUGUAAUUAAAUACACAAUUAAAAAAACGAGCCUGUACCGCCAUUAAGAAGAACAAAAAAAUACACUUUCUUCAAAUAAACUUUUUUAUCCGAUGCCUAGAUUUUGUGUCAUUUUGGAACUACUAAUGAAAUAAAAAAUUUUAGUAGUUCCAAAAUGACACAAAAUCUAGACAUCGGAUAAAAAAGUUUAUUUGAAGAAAGUGUAUUUUUUUGUUCUUCUUAAUGGCGGUACAGGUAAACAUCUUUUUAAUAUUGUAUUUAAUUACACAGUAAUUUCCACAUAUUAAUAUAUUUUUCAAAUUGGGCUCUGUACCGCCAUUCUUUAUUAUAUUACGUAUACGUGUGCCAAAUAUCUCGAAAAAAUAUUCAAAAUUACAGCCGCAAUCUUGGAACGCGUUUUUGCUACCUGUUAAUCGCUACUGUUUCCUCUUAAUUAAUUCCCUUUCAGUCAUUUGAGCCUUCAGUUUACUAAAAAUCUAUCUUCCGAUCUAGAUAUAUUAUUGCUUAACAAGUCAUUCUACAGUGCGUCCAUAAAGUAACGCAUAAAUUCAUUAUUUUGUAAAGCGGCGACUUUGAAGAAAAAUCCCGAAACAGGCGAUUUUAAUUUUUAAAUUACGAUUUUUUGGCAUAUAUUUUUAUAUUAGUGACGACAUAAAUCUGGGCGUGAUGACGUAAUCGAUGAUUUUUUUUAAAUGAGAAUAGGUGUCAUGUGAUAGCUCAUUUGAAAGGGUACUUAAAUAUCUAUUCACUAAUAUAAACAUUAAUAUAAUUAUUUAUACGGUGUCCAAAAUUUUUUUUUAAAUUAAAUUAAUUGACACAAAAGAUGAAUGUAUUCAAUUUAUUUAAUUCUAAAUACAUUUUACUGCUGUCAGAAAACAGAAAAAAAAUUUAUUUGAAAAAUAAACAUUGAUUUUCGCUUAAACGAAAUAUUCAAAUUGCCAAGAGUAAGAUGGGUGGCAGCUUUAACAUUAAAUUUAAGCCAAAAACAAUAUUUUUAUCUGUCAAAUAAUCAUUUUUUUCUGUUUUCUGACCACAAUAAAACGUAUUAAGAAUUAAAUAAAUUAUAUACAUUCUUUUUUUGUCUCAAUUAAUUUAUUUAAAUUUUUUUUUCAACACCCUGUAUAAAUAAUUAUGUUAAUGUUUAUAUUAGUGAAUAGAGAAUUCAAUACCCUUUCAAAUGAGCUUUCACAUGAUACCUAUUCUCAUUUAAAAAAAUCAUCGAUUACGUCAUCACGCCCAGAUGAAUGACGUCACUAGUAUAGUAUAUAUGCCAGAAAAUCGAAAUUUAAAAAUAAAAAUCGACCUGUUUCAUGAUUUUUCCUUAAAGUCACAGGUUUAUGAAAUAAUGAAUUUAUAUGUUACUUUAUGGACGCACUGUAUAUUUUCUUUGUAUUGAAUAAAGGUAUUCAUUUUUGAAUGUUGGUGUAGGAUUACUAUCUUACUAAACAUUGCUCCAAGCUACAAAUAGAGGAUGAAAACACUGUUGUAUUCCAGAAUGUAAUUUUGACAUUUAUUGAAAGAAAGAAUUUUACCGUAAACUUAGUUCAUAAACUGACAUUCAAGAAACUUUGACAGAAAAAGCAACGGAUUAUAUAUCGAAAUAUCUCUCUUCUGUCAAAUUCUUGUUUGUUUCGGAUGAAGGCAUACUCUCUGUCCCUAUAUCCUAUAGUAUGUCUAUUUAUUUGUUAUGUUUAUUUUUUUGUUGAGUUUGUAAGUUUGUAUGUAUUCUUUGUUUCUUGCCCAUUUUUAUAUACACGCAUAUAUAGGCAAUUUAUUUCCAGUAUUUUUGAGUUUGAAACAGUAUAACUGUGUGAAAAUUUGUCAAACGUAUAUUUAUUUAUAAAUAUAAAGGUGCUAUAUAUUUAAAAAUGUUUAAACAUGCAAUGCAAUUAAAGUGUAAUAUUAUUUAGAAA